Messenger RNA from Vigna unguiculata (cowpea), 975 nucleotides. Its product is annotated as vacuolar iron transporter 1-like. The record is from RefSeq and is a predicted model, not a curated record. Gene Ontology annotation, biological process: intracellular manganese ion homeostasis. Gene Ontology annotation, molecular function: manganese ion transmembrane transporter activity. Lineage: Eukaryota; Viridiplantae; Streptophyta; Magnoliopsida; Fabales; Fabaceae.
GCAGACAAGAAGCUCAAUCUUUGUGCAAAGCAGCAAGGCUUUGUUUGGGUUCCAAUAGCACAUUGACCACCUCAAACACAUUCACAACGUUGCACCAAUGGCCGCCGCCGAACACGGAAUAAGCCUCGAACCUGAGACAAAGAACCUUCUCAACCACCACACCGAGAAGCACUUCACCGCCGGCGAAAUAGUCCGCGAUAUCAUCAUCGGCGUUUCCGACGGCCUCACCGUUCCCUUCGCUCUCGCCGCCGGCCUCUCCGGCGCCAAUGCCACCUCCUCCAUCGUUCUCACCGCUGGCAUAGCCGAAGUCGCCGCCGGCGCUAUUUCCAUGGGGCUCGGCGGUUAUUUGGCAGCAAAGAGUGAAAGCGAUAAUUACGCGAGGGAAUUGAAAAGAGAGCAAGAAGAAAUCGUCACGAUGCCGGAAACUGAAGCGGCAGAGGUAGCAGAAAUACUAGCUGAGUAUGGGAUUGAGGCACACGAAUAUGCACCUGUGGUGAAUGCUCUCAGAAAAAACCCUCAGGCAUGGCUUGAUUUCAUGAUGAAAUUUGAACUGGGACUAGAGAAGCCAGAUCCAAAGAGAGCAUUGUACAGUGCAAUGACAAUUGCCAUAGCUUACAUAUUGGGAGGGGUUGUCCCUCUACUUCCUUACAUGUUCAUUUCAAAGGCAUCAGAGGCUGUUGUGUUCUCAGUUGUGGUUACCUUGGUUGCAUUGCUCAUUUUUGGUUAUGCCAAGGGUCACUUCACUGGCAAUAAACCAUUCAGGAGCGCUUUGGAAACAGCUUUCAUUGGUGCCAUUGCCUCUGCAGCUGCUUUUGGUAUGGCAAAGGCUUUCAAUCCGUAGAUUUUCCAUGUCUUGUACUUCAUAUAACUAAGCUUCUUAUAGGAACUUUGUUAACUUUUUUGCGUUUGUUACUUAUUACUUAUUUUCAUUUUUUGUUCGGUAAGAUUACAUGCCAGCACAACCCCUUUUAUUCA